AAAGUGGGGUUUCCUCGCGCUGAAGGCGGGGCCGGAUUGUGACGUGAGCCCGCCUCUUCCUGUCGGUGUCAGAGAGCCAACUUCACCAUAUUUAGCUGCUCGCCGAAGCCUCUCGGAGUUCUCCUGUCAACCAGCCUGGGAAUCCUGACACUCAUCGGCGAACACACCGCGGGACUGACAGCCGACUUUUACAGCUUGGACACAACUUACUGACGUCAGCGGAAGACGGAGCACGGCGAAAAGCGACCUGCCUGAAACAGCUGUUUUAAUGGGAUAAAAAAAAGUGUACGUCGCCUGUCAGAAUUCCAACUAUCAGCCGUGCUAGCCUGCUAGCUGCUUAUUUUAGCUGGUCAAACGGCUCCCUUUCCCCGUUGUGAAAAUAUUUAUGUCAUCUCUACGGACCGCCAUACAUCGGCAGGGAUUUAUGUGGACUUCAUGACCCCGCUGUGAUGAUCUCCUGACAGCUCCUCUCUUCCCUUCCAACCAUUUUAUACGAAAGCCAGGCUAGCGAGCUGACUGGGCUAACUAGCUCACAGCAGCCAGUAGCUUUAGCCUUGGCAGCGGAGUCUGAGUUUAUCUGUCGACGUGCGAAAAAAGGUGGUUUGUGGAGAAAAAACGAAAAGUAUCGGCUGGUGAAACGUCCAUAGAGGAAGGAAGGAAGGGAGGGUUGCCUUUUCAAAGUAGGAGAGGAGGGGGUGUCUGGUGGGUGGGUGUGCUUAGGACACGCUGUUUCACAGCGGAGGCAGAGGAGCUGCACUCCCGAAGGAGACACCGGACUGAACGGAGGAGUCCCCAACGUUUGACAUCUGUGAUCCGGGAAGCGAACCGGGCAGAGACCUCAUGAAUGGAAAUCGGAACUACAGGAGCCGUUGGGCCCCAGGCCCUGUUCUCCAUGCCUCGGCGGCCUGGCUAUGGCACCAUGGGGAAGCCAAUCAAGCUGCUGGCAAACUGCUUCCAGGUGGAGAUCCCAAAGAUGGAUGUCUACCUCUAUGAGGUAGACAUCAAGCCUGACAAGUGUCCACGUCGAGUGAACAGGGAGGUGGUCGACUCCAUGGUGCAGCACUUCAAGGUGACCAUUUUUGGAGACCGGAGGCCUGUCUACGAUGGAAAGAAGAGUUUGUACACAGCCAACCCACUGCCUGUGGCUCCCACAGGGGUGGACCUUGACGUCACUCUUCCAGGCGAGGGUGGCAAAGAUCGUCCCUUUAAAGUUUCCAUCAAGUUCGUGUCUCUGGUCAGUUGGCACAUGCUCCACGAGGUGCUGACUGGCCGCAGCAUGCCAGAACCGCUUGAGCUGGACAAGCCCAUCAGCACCAACCCUGUGCAUGCAGUGGAUGUAGUCCUGCGACACCUGCCCUCCAUGAAGUACACUCCAGUUGGCCGAUCUUUCUUUUCAGCACCAGAGGGUUAUGACCACCCUCUUGGAGGAGGGAGGGAAGUUUGGUUCGGCUUUCACCAGUCUGUGCGCCCUGCCAUGUGGAAGAUGAUGCUAAACAUUGAUGUCUCUGCCACAGCCUUCUACAAAGCCCAGCCAGUUAUCCAGUUCAUGUGUGAAGUGUUGGACAUCCACAACAUAGAUGAGCAGCCUCGCCCUCUCACAGACUCUCACAGGGUCAAAUUCACCAAAGAAAUCAAAGGUUUGAAGGUGGAGGUGACGCACUGUGGAACGAUGAGGAGGAAGUACCGCGUUUGCAACGUGACCCGUCGGCCUGCCAGCCAUCAAACGUUUCCUCUGCAGUUGGAGAACGGUCAGACUGUAGAACGCACAGUAGCCCAGUACUUCAGGGAGAAGUACAACCUGCAGCUCAAGUACCCUCAUUUACCCUGUCUACAGGUGGGCCAGGAGCAGAAGCACACCUACCUGCCCCUAGAGGUGUGUAACAUAGUGGCGGGUCAGCGAUGCAUCAAGAAGCUGACGGAUAAUCAGACCUCGACUAUGAUAAAAGCCACGGCUCGCUCUGCACCUGACAGACAGGAGGAGAUCAGCAGGCUGGUGCGAAGUGCCAACUAUGAGGCAGACCCUUUCGUCCAGGAGUUCCAGUUCAGAGUUCGCGACGAGAUGGCUCAUGUGACGGGGCGAGUGCUACCCGCCCCCAUGCUGCAGUACGGCGGCAGGGUGAGCACUGAGCACUUUAUGAAUCGCACUGUAGCCACGCCCAGCCACGGCGUGUGGGACAUGAGGGGCAAGCAGUUCCACACAGGGGUGGAGAUAACGAUGUGGGCAAUAGCUUGCUUCGCCACACAGAGACAGUGCCGUGAAGAAAUUCUCAAGGGUUUCACAGAUCAGCUACGGAAAAUCUCAAAGGACGCUGGGAUGCCGAUCCAAGGCCAGCCGUGCUUCUGCAAGUAUGCCCAGGGUGCCGACAGCGUAGAGCCUAUGUUCAGGCACCUAAAGAACACCUACGCUGGGCUACAGCUCAUCAUUGUCAUUCUGCCUGGAAAGACCCCCGUCUAUGCUGAGGUGAAGCGAGUGGGAGACACCCUUCUGGGCAUGGCGACCCAGUGCGUCCAGGUGAAGAAUGUCGUGAAGACGUCUCCUCAGACCCUCUCAAACCUCUGCCUGAAGAUCAAUGUGAAGCUGGGAGGUAUAAACAACAUCCUGGUGCCUCACCAACGACCAUCAGUGUUUCAGCAGCCAGUUAUCUUCCUGGGAGCAGACGUUACACAUCCGCCUGCCGGAGAUGGGAAGAAGCCUUCAAUCGCAGCGGUGGUUGGUAGUAUGGAUGCCCACCCCAGCAGGUACUGUGCCACUGUGCGUGUCCAGAGACCCAGGCAGGAGGUCAUCCAGGAUCUGGCCUCCAUGGUGCGGGAGCUCCUCAUCCAGUUCUACAAGUCGACGCGCUACAAGCCAACCAGGAUCAUUUUCUACAGGGACGGAGUUUCAGAAGGCCAGUUCAGACAGGUGCUGUACUAUGAGCUGCUGGCCAUCCGAGAGGCCUGCAUCAGCCUGGAGAAGGAGUACCAACCAGGCAUCACCUACAUUGUCGUGCAAAAACGCCACCAUACUCGCCUCUUCUGUGCCGACCGUAAUGAGAGGGUUGGACGCAGUGGAAACAUUCCUGCUGGUACUACUGUGGAUACGGACAUCACGCAUCCCUACGAGUUCGAUUUUUACCUCUGCAGUCACGCUGGAAUACAGGGCACCAGCCGGCCCUCCCACUACCAUGUACUGUGGGAUGACAACUGUUUUACUGCUGAUGAGUUCCAGCUGCUCACCUACCAGUUGUGCCAUACCUACGUGCGCUGUACACGCUCAGUCUCCAUCCCUGCGCCCGCCUACUAUGCCCACCUGGUGGCCUUCCGCGCCCGCUACCAUUUGGUGGACAAAGAGCAUGACAGCGCCGAAGGCAGCCACGUGUCCGGUCAGAGUAAUGGUCGCGACCCCCAGGCGCUGGCCAAAGCUGUUCAGAUUCAUCACGACACCCUGAGGACCAUGUACUUCGCCUGAGCAAACAAACAUCCAUCCCUCCUCAAACAUGAUAACCUUUAUCACACAGACACAAAAACAACCCGGCACGCCUGGUUUGCCAGUCGAGGAGUCCUCAUAGGUGCAUGUCCACCCACCCACCCGCCACACACCCACAUGCCGAGUCAAUACGGACCUGACACUGUGCAGAGGAGAGGAGGGAGGGGAGGAGGCGCCCCUACACUGGACCGAGGAUGCAAACGCUGCUUUAAAGACAAAUAAGACAGAAACUCAGCACCAUUAUGCAAUAUUAAACCAGCCAACUAGUUUAUCCCCCCACCUCCCUUCACUGCCCCUCCCAUUUUUUCUUUUGCUGUUUCUCUCCCUUGUUUGUGACCUUGUGGUUGUUUUAUGAUUAUUAUUAUUUUUUUUAAUCUCUUUACUUUUCCCCUCGUUUGGCACAGACCUUCUCUGUUGGUCUCAUUCUGCGCCAUCUUAGUACCUCAACUCAGUUUGAGCAGCAGCACUUUUACAUACUUUCAGUUUUACUGUAGUUUGAUGAUACUCCCCACGGUUUAAAACAAGUUACAGGCUUCUGGGUCAUUUGAAGUUUUUAUUUUUAAAUUUUUUUUUUUGUUUUUUUUUUUUUUUGGACCACAGGUCCUUUACAUUGCCACUCUUCCUAAUUUUAUGUCUCCCUAGUUUUACUCUUAUGAAGACAAAUGUUUGUUUGAGCACACUGCCAUCUGCUGGCGACGAGGUAUAAAUGCCCUCUAAAAGUCACAAUAAGGUUUAAUAUAAUGGUCAGAUGUCGGGUAUGAACAGGGGAAGUUCUUAUUGGCUGAUAAAGAAAAAAUGCUGAAAUGCAGCCAUAUAUGGAGUAUUUUUUAAGUAUAACACUGUAUUUAAUCCAGUCAUUUCAUCUGUGUUAUGCAGACAACUAUUGAUUUAUGCUUUCUUAAUCAUAUUUUGUUCUUAUUCUUAGCAAUCAUUUAGUUUCCUCCGUGCUUUAACUUGCAUUUUCCUCCCUAUUCGAGAUGGUGGAUAAUUUUAAGAUUGUGACAAUGAUUUCCUUUAGUGCAAUAAUCAGUUGAACGAAGGGAAGAGGAUUUUAGGGGAUUUAAACGACUCAUAAGUAGUUUUUAAUAUUUCGAUGAAAAGUUCUCCCACUUCUGAGGCACUUCUUUUAUCGCUCGCUCGCUUUCUUUGUUUGUUGUUGUUGAUAUUUUUUCUUGGUUUUGCUUGUUGCUGUUGGGUAAAAACCGAUUCAUCCGCAGUUUUUAUUUUUGUUUUUCUACUUGAACCGAAGGAAUUUAUGCAUCCCUUUUUACCUUAAGUUUAAUUAGUAAAUUGUAAAAACUCCUGAUCAUGACUUUGCAAGAGUUUGUUUCAGAUAUUCUUGACAGAUGGUGAAGCAUAUAGGCCAUAAAGAAGUAUUUAAGUGCCUGGCAGAAAUGUUUUGUAGAAGCUGUAAGAAUCCCAUUUCAAUAAGUUCUAGUAAUCAUGAAGCAUAUUCCAACAAGCUGAAACGUUCACCUGAUGCCUCUCAUUCUUUUCAAUGCAUCUCAUUUAAAAAGAACAUAUAUUCCCUUUCUGCCUGUGUGGCCAUUGAAGCUGUUGGCUUUGCUUUAGAGUUUGUCUUUUUACUUGAUACUGAAAAGACAUGAAUCCAGCUGCUGCAGUGUGUUUUUAAAACAGACUGGAUUUAUAAAGUUAUAGACUUUCAGGAAAAUAUUCCUGCGGUUGAAUCCAGAAAGUUUCAGCUAGGUGUAAUUCCUGCCCAUUUAACUGGCCCUGAAUAGGAAGUGUCCUCGAAACAGAGCAGAGGAGUCAUGUGGGGCGAAGCACAACUGUUCGGUGACCAGAGACGUUUCAUGCAUCAAAUGUGCCUUAUUGGUGCAAAUCAAAUCUAUCGCAGACCCAACAAAAGUUUGCUCACAACAGGAGCAGCGUGUUCUCACACAUUCAAAGCCACAACGUUGUUGGAAACGUAGAUCCCAUCCUCACACCUUUCGUGUUAAUAAUCCCAGUGUGCGGUAAAGGCACAUUUGAACUAAAACUACGAUCCCCACGUUUCUCCUCCUCUCUGCUGAAGACCUGAAGCUUGUUCAGGACGUUUUUUCAAAUGUAAUCUGCACUAAAAGAAGCGUGUGUUUCUAAACAGAACACAGGCAUGGUGCUACUCUAAGAGUUUUGAAUCUGAGCCUCUGUGCACGAGACUCUAGUUAAGCAGGUUAGGGUUUAAAGAAAUAGAAACCUCAGAACAGAAGAAGAGGAAAAGGUGCUUUUUGAUACGGUUGAUGCGAAGAAUAGAUUUACUAAUUAUUUUUGAGUUAGUUCAGGAUCGAUUUUUGGGUUCGGAGAGCUUGUGAACGGUACAACGACAGACGCCCCUUUGAUCAGAGGUAUAAUGUAGGGUCCUGCCUCCACAGUCUCAGCCUUGCAGUCUGGAGACUAGUGUGUUUGAGCCUUCAUUAUUUCACUAAUACCUUUUUGUUUUCUUUUUUUUAAAAAAAAGCCAGAAUAUGAAAUAUAUUUGUAAAUUUUAAGUUAUGUAAUGCACACCACUUAUUUUUGCUAACAGAUAAGAUGUAGUCUAAUUAUUAAUCUUAGUAAUUAAUGUAUUAUUAGGAAAGGUUAAAAAGAUAUAACAAAGUUUAAUUACUGCAACUGACUGUUGACUCGUUCCUGUGUCGGUGUAUAGACGUAUAGUACAUGUAUGAACAGUGGUGGGGUUGUUGGACCUAGUGACGUGUUUUGACUGUUAUCGGUAGGGAUGUGGACUUCUGCCACCGCUUUCUUUGAUGUUUGGUUAAAAAAAAAAGCUUGCUAGAUGCUUAAUGCUCUUUUAAUUUAAAUUCUCAGAGCCUGAACCGUAAAAAAAAGAAAAUAAAAAAUGGCGGCAUGCUCUGAACGCCUUUGUUUUAGGACAGAAGAGUCAGUAGUCGAAUGCGGUGACAGCUACUCCUUGACAGGAUAGAGCCGGCCAAAACGGAAAGGUGGUUUUGAUGGUUUUAUUUCAAAUCCACACGAUCAAAGAAUAACUUUUAACAUUUGCUAGCAGUUCUCGGUUCCUUUGAGUUAAAUCCUGGAGGGAUUUGCAUCGCGCUGCAACCCCUUGUUCCACAAACUGGCCUCAAGCCCUUUUUCAUGAGCACACAAAUCCAGAUCGUGGCCUGCCUGGUAAAUCAGUGUGACAAAGCCUGUAAUCCCAUUUUUACUCCUAAAAAAAUUUUCUCCCUCCCCCUGCCUGACGACAUUCAUCAAUGGCCGUACGAUUUCAUUCAGUCCCCCCACGUGGCCACGAAAGGUUGAAACUGACAUCUUAGUGGGCUUUCUGAAGAUUGUAAGCAGGAGUGUUUUUGGAAGGAUGUUGGAAAUGAUCAGUGAGAACUUUACAUGGCAGGUUGAACCAGUGAGUGUAUGUCUGAAGGAGGAGGCGGAGGAUUGUUCCUCUGCAGCCUGAAAUGGACGUGGAGGGCAGUGGAACACAUGUUUACACAGCGGAUGUGUUUGCCUGUCUUACAUAUUUAAUGCCAUCAGCUGCUCUUUGCAGAUCUAAGCUAGUUAUAAAGAGCGUUUCAGACUUCGUUUUUAAAAAUUAGGUUUGAUGUAAACAAUUUACGGCUUGAUUUAUUUAUUUUUUUCUGUUCAGAAAAAAAUAUAACACAUCGGAUUAUCUUAGAGCUAGCUAAAUGUAACCACUUUUAGUUUUCAAUAAGUUUAACAGGUUUUGUUUGCUCUGUGUCUGGAAGGUAGUGAGACGAAGUCCACAGAAAGUGCCUUUCCUCUCGAUGGUGCUCUCAUGUGAAAAUGUCAAAUUAAACUAAUAAAAUCUCUUGUGGCCACAUUA
Cyprinodon tularosa is the source of this 7259-nucleotide messenger RNA. RefSeq names its product protein argonaute-3 (gene ago3a). Lineage: Eukaryota; Metazoa; Chordata; Actinopteri; Cyprinodontiformes; Cyprinodontidae. Gene Ontology annotation, biological process: regulatory ncRNA-mediated gene silencing; regulation of stem cell proliferation. The record is from RefSeq and is a predicted model, not a curated record. Gene Ontology annotation, molecular function: RNA binding; protein binding. The transcript is spliced from 19 exons. The coding region runs from base 845 to 3448 and encodes 867 amino acids.